AUGACGAACUCCACUGCAAGUGAGUUUGAGACCUUGUGGUCUGUCGUCGACACGGUAAUGCAUUCGGCGUGGAUGGAAGGGCGAGGACGACGAUCCUUGACAAGCCCAAAGGACAGCCUAUUCAUGACACUGGUUGUGCUUAAGCACUUCAGCUCGUGGGACAAGCAUGCUGCCGACUUUGGAUACAAGGCCCCAACGUUCGAGAAGCUCAUCAUGCGUGUCAUUGUGGUGGUUCAACCUGUGGUGUACGACCAUUUCAUUGUCGCCCAAUCUAUGCAAAGUCUUCGCGAGUCACGACACCAAUUCGAGCACCAUCCGUACGCAUUGUACGCGGUGGAUCACGGCAUGUACGGCUACAAGAUCGAGGCCACAGUGUUACCGAACGGUCGUUGCGUGGCAAUGUCGGAAUCGCACCCUGGUUCCGUGCACAAUUUUACCAUCAUGCAUUCGCGUCAAGAAGUGCACAAGGCGAUGCUGAUGAAGAACCAGCAAGAUAUGUUGUUGCUUGACCACGGUGAGCUCUCUGCGCAGUAUAGAGAGCAAUGGGCGUGCCUCGUUGACAUGGGGUACAUUGGUAUUGACAACACUCUGCGUGGGAUCCAUCCCAAGCGCCGCCCAGUGAACGGUGCAUUGGAUGCUAGUGACGUUGAGCGCAAUCGCUUGAUCUCGUCAGAUCGCGUGAUCGUCGAGAAUUAA
Messenger RNA from Aphanomyces astaci, 696 nucleotides. RefSeq lists its product as hypothetical. The transcript has 3 exons. The record is from RefSeq and is a predicted model, not a curated record. Bases 1 to 696 code for a protein of 231 amino acids. Lineage: Eukaryota; Oomycota; Saprolegniomycetes; Saprolegniales; Verrucalvaceae.